Pygocentrus nattereri (red-bellied piranha) is the source of this 2657-nucleotide messenger RNA. Its product is annotated as transcription factor Sp8-like. The record is from RefSeq and is a predicted model, not a curated record. The transcript is spliced from 2 exons. Bases 27 to 1409 code for a protein of 460 amino acids. Gene Ontology annotation, biological process: regulation of transcription by RNA polymerase II. Gene Ontology annotation, molecular function: DNA-binding transcription factor activity, RNA polymerase II-specific; RNA polymerase II cis-regulatory region sequence-specific DNA binding. Lineage: Eukaryota; Metazoa; Chordata; Actinopteri; Characiformes; Serrasalmidae.
CUGCUGAGCGCGCGGGACAGAACUGCAUGCUUCAGGCAAAAGCGCGUGAGGGGGAAGAGAGCGGCGCACGCGGAGGCUGUACUCUUCUCAUGUGCCUAGAGGAGCCGAGGCUGGGUUCCACUCCACUGGCCAUGCUGGCUGCGACGUGUAACAAGAUUGGGAGUGGAAGCCCUUCUCCCUCCGCCGUGCCGGACAACCCAUCCUCCUUCGCCAAGAGCUUCCAGGGCUUCCACCCGUGGAAGCGCGCGGCGCUGACCGGUAGUGGCAACAGCAAUGGCAGCAGCUGUAGUGGCGGAGGCGGCGCGAGCUCAGCCCUGGUCUCCUACGGCGCAAGGAGCAAUGGAGUCGGAGUCACAGGUGGCAGUGAGUCACUGUGCACGAGCGGUGCCGCGACGGCGGGCGGCUCAAGUGCCUUCUCCCUCACGUCAUCGUCCAGCGCAUCAUCCGGGUCUCACUUCUCCAGCGACUACUCCGUCUUCCCUUCUGGCAGCUCCCAGGAUGUCUUCCUGUCUGCGAAGGUGGACGGGCUGCAGGGCAUCUACCCACGCGUGAGCGUUGCCACACACCCCUAUGAGCCCUAUGCCUCGGCAUGGUGGGAUGUCGGCGCAAGUUGGGUAGACGUGCAGGGCGCGGGCACACAGCCUCAGGCUCCUCCGCUGCACGCAGGGCCGUCCCUGCACUCGCCACUGCAUGGCUACGGGUCAUCCUCGGACUUCGCAAGCCUGAGCCAUGCAGCGUUCGGCACCGGCACGUCACCACACCUGUUGAGCGGGCAGCACCUGAUAGACGGGUUCAAGCCCAUGCUCUCAUCGCCAUACGGGGACUCAUGCGCUUCUGGAGGGGCCAUGCUGACUGCAGGGGCUCCGCCACCAUCCUCUUCAUCGUCCUCGUCGUCACCGCGCUCCUCUGCGCGCCGCUACGCAGGUCGCGCCACCUGUGACUGUCCCAACUGCCAGGAGGCUGAGCGGCUGGGACCCGCGGGUGCCGCAAGCAUGCGCAGAAAGGGACUGCACAGCUGCCACAUCCCGGGCUGCGGGAAGGUGUACGGCAAGACAUCGCACCUGAAGGCACACCUGCGCUGGCACACGGGAGAGCGGCCGUUUGUCUGCAACUGGCUCUUCUGUGGGAAGCGCUUCACACGCUCCGACGAGCUCCAGCGGCACCUGCGCACGCACACCGGCGAGAAGCGCUUCGCGUGCCCUGUGUGUGGCAAACGCUUCAUGCGCAGCGAUCACCUUAGCAAGCAUGUAAAGACGCACAGCGGCGCCGUAGGACCUGGGGGCUCCGGAGGGGGCUCUGGGGGUUCCGGAGGGGGAAAACGGGGCAACAGUGACACGGAUAGCGAGCAGAGCGGGGCAGGCAGCCCUCACUGUGGGACACCCGAGCUACUGCAGCCUGCAGAGGCAUGAACCCCUGCACCCCCCCAAACCGAACCUGCACUGGGGAGCUGAUUCACCCCAAACCAGGGCAAAACAUUGAUCUGGACUGAGGGGCUGAUUUGCCUCAUCCCAGGCUAAGAAAUGAACCUGAACUGGGGGGCAGGUUUACUGACUGACUCCAAAUCAAAGGGAGGAAUUGGCCUGGUUUGGAGGGUCCAUGUCCCCAAACCAGGCCUAAAAGUGGACCUGGAGGGUUGGUGUGCCUCAAGGCAAAAAGGGACCUGCACUGGGGGAUAAUUUACCUCAAAUCAGGGUGAAAACUGUACCUGCACUGGGGGGUGGGGUGGGCAUAACUUGUCUGAAACCAGGGCAAAAAUGGACUUGGAAUGGGGGAUUCUUUGCCUCAAACCAGGCCAAGAAAUUGAUCUGGAUUGGGAGGCUCAUUUACUCAAAAUGCACCUGGACUGGGGGGACUGGUUUGUCCCAAACCAAGGCGGAGAAGAGACCUGGACUGAGGGCUCAUUUCUUGUCCCUGGGCAAAAUCGGACUUAACCGUGGGAGCCUUUAUUUGAAGAAAGGAAUCGGAUCGUCCAGCUCAUUCAUUUACCCUGCAAAACUGCAGAAAGGACAACAAACAAACAAACAAACAUACAUACAAACAAACAUACAAACACACAAACAAGACAAACGCCCAGCUCAUUUAUCCCCCCGCGCGCUGCCCCAAACCGGGACACAAAUAUAACAUAAAUAUACAGGACAGCUGGGUUACGUGUCACCUCCGGAUCUGCGGGUCGGUGGGGGGGCUGGAAAGUCCAAACAGGGUCCAUAAAAACGGACGGAACUUCGAUCCGUUUUACAGGAUUUUUACUGGACAACAAGAACUAGAAAGCAGAGAAAGUGACCCCCAGCGGCCGCGCUGCCCGGACCGGCUCCGCGCGGACGGGUUGGGGGACAGUUUGCGUAGAGCGCGCGGUACUGACGGGUACGUACUGCAUAAAGCCUCGUGUGCUUUAAUGUUUAACCUGCUUUAACGCCGGUGACGCGACACUUUCCUGCUGUUUGUUGUUUUGAUUAUUUUCUCCAAACCAAACCGGCACUUUAUCGAGUCUGUGUGGCGGGAAAAACCCCGCGCGCGGCCUCGUCUUUCAUCUCUUUCAUUCUGGGGAGAUUUAAAAAUAGCCUCUCUGUAUGUACAGAUCCCGCACGCGUGAGUGAGUGUGUGUGUGUGUCUGAGUGUGUGUGUGUGUGUGUGUGUGUAUGUCUAAGUGAGUGUGUGUA